Messenger RNA from Psilocybe cubensis, 1986 nucleotides. RefSeq lists its product as uncharacterized. NCBI's taxonomy places the organism in Eukaryota, Fungi, Basidiomycota, Agaricomycetes, Agaricales, Agrocybaceae. The record is from RefSeq and is a predicted model, not a curated record. The transcript is spliced from 6 exons. The coding region runs from base 1 to 1986 and encodes 661 amino acids.
AUGUGGCGUUCAACUUUGUGCCGACCGCAAACGUGUAGGAUGGUCAUGUUGACAACCGAAGCUAAACGUGUCGAUUGUGUUUUUUCUCAACUUCCUCCUGCGCCUCCACACUCGUUACCGCCUUUUACUACGUUUCCGUCCACUCCGCCGCAUUCCGUCAAACAUUGGAAGGCGGAUGUUUCAGCUCAUCGCAAGCUUUACCAUUGCCUUCAAAGUCUUCAUAAGUCUGUGGGAUACAAUCGCCAUCGAAUUGUUGAAUGGCCAGUGGAAUCCUCGGACACAUCUAGACUCCCACUAGGAGACUAUAUGCAGUCACUCAUAAGCCCAAUUGCAAAGUUAUUAAAUACGCUUCACAGCCCUGAAUUGCUACAAGGUAAUCCAAUGGGAUGUGUCAAAGUUGAACUCGGAAAUUUCAUUGUUGGAGCCACCUUUACAACCAAAGAGUUCAAGGUUUACUCUGUUUAUCCUCCAUAUAUUCUGUUUGUCCCAGACGAACUGUUCGAACCUGAUGGACAAACGUGCUCUGCCGGCCUCAAAUUCGCGUUUUCAAAGAUCUCGGAUUCUGCAUCAUCAGUCAUCGUAACAAAUUUCAAAGAUAUCGCAGUUUUCUUUAUGAGCAAAGGUAGGUACAUCUCUGUAGGAAAAGACAUCUUUAUCAAGGUAGAAACAUCCCAUAUUCCGGCGGCAUUGAGAACUUUAGCAGCUGCUUGCUUGCUCGAUGCAUUGCCGCCGUUUGGCUUUAUGAAUGGCCCGGAUUUGGACGCUGGCAUAUGGAAUGAGAAUUUCAUUCUUCCGAUGGGUCCGCCUCAAAACCCCGACCAACCUCUGCAUUCAGAUGAGCACUUAAUUGCUACGUGUAAUCGCAAUUCUGACUUUGACCUCGCUACUUUGUUACGGGACCGUAACAGAGCUCUGCAGUUUUUUCGAUGGAAUAAACAUGCGCUGCAACGUAAAUCCGAACUUGUCACACGUGCUAAAGAUAUUCUUCACGGGACCACAAAUCAACGUUUCAAUCCAGCUAUGCAGGUUCCGUCCCCCUUGUAUCCGUUUGAUCCAUCCGAGAUGCCUUCGGACACUAAGAAUCAUCUCCAAAUGAUUUACUGUGUGUCACCGUUGGCUCAAGGCGGUCUUGACAAGGCAUUGGCACAAAGCAAGUCGUUCGCACUUCAGAUUGACGGUGUGCUAGAGGAAGGGGAGAGAGUGGGAUUCUGCUCUGUCUACCGCUGCAGGCUCACAUCGAUCGAUGGGCACCCUGUAUCCUCCUCACCUUUGCUUUGUUUAAAACUUUUUGACGACCGAUUCCAAGAUUUACAUCAUUUGAUUGACUACGAGGAUCCCUUUCCCCUUUGGUUUGGGUUAAUAUCCAUCGCCGAAGACUGUACCGAUAAUGAGACGAUCGUUUAUAAUAAACUUCGUCCUGUACAAGGAACGGUUAUCCCUUGGUUCUAUGGGCAACAUCAGUUUAUUCUACCGAACGGAGUGGCCAUUCAAGGGCUACUCAUGGAAUACAUCGACGGAUACCAUCUGGACUCCAAACGUGCAAAUGAAUUGAGUUCUGUUCAGCAGAUCCAAGUUAUUCAAAGUUGUCGCCAUGCUGUCCGUGUUCUAGAUGCUGGAGACAUAACACAGAUGGAUUGGCAUGAUCGCCAAUUUGUACUGUACACACAUCCCACUGCCCAAGUGGAAUGUGUCGUUCUCCUUGACUUUUCAGUGAUACUUCAAACCUUCGAACCAGACUUCAUUAAUUUCCGGACAAACUGUCUGGAAAUGUUAUCCAUUCUUGUAAAUUCCGGCCCAACAGAUGGGGGGCUCGAUUCUGACUUGAUUUUUCAAUACUACGAAGAUCCUGACACGUGGGAUCCUACGGUGGGCUCAGUCUGCGACAAGAAAGGGCGCAGAAAAUUGGUCGAAUACAAUGGCACGAUGUUCCCUUUUAUAAAACUGGAGCCACCACCGCCCCUUGAACUAGCGAGGAUAUCAACGUGA